AAUCAAAUAAAUCGAUACUACAAAUAAUCGAUUGUUGUUGCUCCAGCUGUUGUGUUCGGUCGGAAAAAUGUCUUCGACGUUAAUAAAAUGUUUUAAUUUGGCUAAAACUGUGGGGAAUGCGACAGUCAAGAGCUUUCUGGCAGCCCCUAAGCAGCCAUUGCAGGCCUGCAGUGCGGCCGCCCUGCAAACGCCGCAUGUUCAAAUGUCCAUGCAGCAGAUGCACACUUCCCCAGUUCGCCGGGAUCUGAUGGAGUUCUUCGACGACAAGAAGAACUGGAGCGAGAACGAGGUGAAGGUGGGUCGCGCCUGGCGGACGGAGGAGCUGCGCAUCAAGUCCAACAAGGAGCUGCACCAGCUGUGGUUCGUGCUCCUCAAGGAGCGCAACAUGCUGCUGACCAUGGAGCACGAGUGCAACGACAAAAUGGAAAUUUUUCCUAGUCCGGAGCGUAUCGAUAAGGUAAAAAUCUCCAUGGAAAACCUCGAGACAGUGGUGAGGGAGCGAAACAAGGCGUAUCACCUGUUGGAAACAGGCGAAACGGGUGAACGGCCCCAGAAGGCGGUGAAGAACGCAUUCGGCCUGCAGGUCUCAUACAAAUCUUGCGAACACGCCCUGCCGCCGUUCAUGAACCUAAAAUGGAUAAAAUCCCGCAACAUUGGCUUCGGUGGCAGAGCUGUGAACAGAUUCCUUCUAAAGUACAGGGAGAAGCUCUACAACGUCAAGCGCAAGGCCAAGAACCGCUCCCGCAACGAAGUUAUGAUGAUCCUGCGUCGCAACCCCAAUUUCGACCUGGAUGUGCUGCGUCGCCAGUUCCCCGAUGUCAACGUUGACAAGCUGUGCAACGAGGACAAGAUUCGUGGUCACUAUGUGCCCAAAGUUGGCGUAUGAGCUACCAAGCUGCAGUUAUUUAGUUAUUAAAACAAUGUACCAUCGACAUCUUUAA
Drosophila erecta is the source of this 941-nucleotide messenger RNA. It is a transcript of the gene mRpL47, whose product is annotated as 39S ribosomal protein L47, mitochondrial. NCBI's taxonomy places the organism in Eukaryota, Metazoa, Arthropoda, Insecta, Diptera, Drosophilidae. Gene Ontology annotation, molecular function: structural constituent of ribosome. The record is from RefSeq and is a predicted model, not a curated record. Gene Ontology annotation, cellular component: mitochondrial ribosome; mitochondrial large ribosomal subunit. Gene Ontology annotation, biological process: mitochondrial translation. The transcript has 4 exons. Bases 68 to 886 code for a protein of 272 amino acids.